Molecule: messenger RNA, 2007 nt
Organism: Pochonia chlamydosporia 170
Lineage: Eukaryota; Fungi; Ascomycota; Sordariomycetes; Hypocreales; Clavicipitaceae
Product: ankyrin repeat protein
Exons: 2
Coding region: 1-2007 (668 amino acids)
Biological process (GO): protein localization to ciliary inversin compartment
Cellular component (GO): ciliary inversin compartment
Molecular function (GO): protein binding
Source: RefSeq, a predicted model, not a curated record
AUGGACAGCUUCUCACCUGCAUCGCUCUACUCCCUCUGCUCCGCCAUAAAGCAACAUGCAGUCUCCAGCACCACGGAAGUCCAGAGUUUACUUCAGUCAAUCCGUCAAAGCAAUGAGCAAACACAGCAAAUCGCCUCCCUGUCAGCAUCAUUCAAUGCAACCAGUGUCCAAUUAUCCCACCUGGAGCAAGCACUUCAAGGUGCAGCAGUCAUCUCCGUCCGAAUGCAGGGCGUUCUUACCGAGAGUCUGAGUUCAUGCAAUUCGGUUGCUGCUAGACUACAUAAGCAAUUUAUGCGAUUGCACAUCGAGAAUACAAAUCAAGUCAAUGCCGGUUUCGUAGGCGUUUACCUUGCGGCAAUGACGACCUACCAACAGCUGUUUCAGUGUCUUUCUGAGACACUGUCAAUCAAUCAAAUGGACGGUCAAGAUUCUCAACUAAACAGUUUUAGAGCCCAGGAAUUGAUUCAGCAAGCAGCAUCUACAUCUCAGGCGACAUCACAAACCAACAGCAUCUUACUUGACGACAGCACUCCACAGACCAACGAUCCAACACUCAAAAACCUUCCACAUCGUCCCAAGAAUCAGGGCCUGCCACAAGACGAACCACCUCCAUAUGCGCCAACCGACCCUUCUUCUUCAAAUUCCCAAUAUUUUCCAACGCCGCCGCAGUCCGAGGCUGGACCAUCUACUGCACCCCAACCCCAAUCCAGCGGCUUCUCCUUCGGCAAGACAUUGAAGGCGUUUGCGCAAUCGUUCAUGCCCAAGCCCGACCCGUUCGUCAAUGCCUUGUGCCAAGCUGUAACGAACGGCGACAUCCAGCAAAUAACAGGACUGCUCUCCCAGGGUAUCAAUAUCGACGGCAGAGGUGAAGAAGGAAACACCCCGUUGCAGUGUGCCAUCAUCGCAAACCAAGAAGAAGCGGCCGAUGUUUUGCUAUCGGCUGGCGCAAACUACACCUCAUCUGGCGGCUGGGGCCCCAGCAUGCCGCCCAUGUUCCAAGCCGCUGCCGCUGGCCGUAUCGGCAUCGCCAAACUGAUCAUGAAUAAAGGCGUCAAAGCAACGGAGGAGAGCAUGGUUGGCCAACCGUACUUCGUCGACGUCGUCGGCAGCAACAAUCUCGAUGGUGUGCGAUUCCUCCUUGACUAUGGCGCGAAGCCCAACUCAGCCAAUAUUUCGGGACGACCAGUUAUCAUCCAAGCGGUCAAGCAAGGCAACGUCGAGCUUGUUAACCUCCUCAUCAACUUUGGUGCCAAAGUCAAUGCCUCUGACAUUACAGGCAGUGGUAUCCUCGCAGUAGCCUCAGAGAAAGAUGACCUGAGAAUGGUCCAGACUCUCCUUGACCAUGGGGCCAAACCCGACGGCACAACGGUGUACGGCGUAACCGUUCUUGUUGACGCCAUCACCCGCCGACGGCUUGAUCUAGCAAGACUCCUCCUCGACAACGGUGCCAAGGGCAAAAAGGACGACGUUUCCGGUCAACCAAUCAUUCUCUUCGUCAUCAAGGACUCCAAAAUCAAACCAGAAGACAAAGUCGACCUCGUCCGACGACUACUCGAGAAUGGUGCAAACCCCAACGCCAAAGAUUCGACUUGGGACACACCUGCACUUUGCUUCGCGCUUGAUUCUGGAAUCCCUGAACUGGUUGAGCUGUUGCUCGAGCAUGGGGCAAAGACCAAAGCAAAGACGAGCUCUGGGGAACCAGUGUUAAUAUAUGCGGUUGACAAAGGCAAAAUGGCAGAAGCGAGAAUGCUGUUGGAGCACGGCGCAGAUGCGAAUGGCGCAAACAAGCAAGGAAAGACGCCAUUAAUGCAGGCUGUCAUCAAACAGGAUUUGGAACUCAUCAAGUUGUUGAUGGAGCAUGGAGCUGAUGUUAAUGCCGUGGGGAGCGUGAGCAUAGCCAGUUUCGCAGGAGCAUUGCGACGAGCAGAUAUCUUGGAUCUGUUGGGUCUUGGGGGAGCGAGUGGCGAGGCCGCACCUCCAGAGUAUCAAGCAUCAACCAAAUCAUGA